Messenger RNA from Tachysurus vachellii, 1606 nucleotides. RefSeq lists its product as uncharacterized. Lineage: Eukaryota; Metazoa; Chordata; Actinopteri; Siluriformes; Bagridae. Gene Ontology annotation, molecular function: dioxygenase activity. The transcript has 8 exons. The record is from RefSeq and is a predicted model, not a curated record. Bases 282 to 1211 code for a protein of 309 amino acids.
CUUUUGCUAUCUAUCUAUAAAUCUAGUGAAGAAAGCGGUUCCAGAGGUGCGGUGUAUUUUAGUUCGGUUGCAGUUCAGGGACUUUACCCUAUUAUAUAAAACCAAAGUUUUCGGUGCUUGUGUGUGAAUCCUGAUUAUACAUGAGCUGGAUUUUACAUACAUGCUCCACAGGCGAAUUACUAAACGUGAUUGGCUUUUGUAAAUCAAGGGGCCUGGCUUGUUUUUUUAUUUUUAUUUAUUAAACUUGGCUAGCUGCGUUCAGCCUACAAUUCUUUAGGACAAUGGCAUUUAUACCUGUGGUUGACUUCGAAGUCUACAAACUUGGUACCAGCGACGUCACUGACAAGAACUUGCAAGAGUUAUGCGAAGGAAUUCGAAAGGCCUUUACUGAAGUGGGGUUUGUGUAUCUCAAAAACACUGGAAUAGAGCAGAAAGAGGUGGAUCGUGUCAUGGACAUUUCUAAGAAGUUCUUCCUUCUUCCUGAAGAGAAGAAAAGACCCUACAGUAGGGGCAGUUACGCAAAUAACGGCAAUCACGGAUGGGUGUCCUCCGAAACAGAAAGUUUAAAUCCUCAACGUCCAGGAGACUUGAAGGAGGCCUUUAAUACUGCAUCCUUACAGCCUGAUAUUAAUUGGCCCUCAGAUGGCUUUCGUGAUACCAAAGUGGACUUUUUCAUGCGCUGUAAGGAGCUCUCUCUCCGUGUACUGAAGGUCAUGGCUCUCAGUUUAGGCCUGGAUUCAGAGGUUUUUCUCAAAGCACACAACUACAUUGGAAGUGAUGAUAAUGGCACCACCCUGCGCUCUCUGUAUUAUGCUCCGGUGAAGGCUGAGUGUGCGAAGAAAGAUCAGAUCCGCUGUGGUGAGCAUUCAGACUAUGGCAGCAUCACUCUAGUCUUCCAGAGCCAAGAGGCAGGGCUACAGGUAUUAAACAAGAAUCAUGAGUUUAUCUCAGUCCCAAGCAUCCCUGGAACAGUGCUGAUCAACAUCGCAGAUCUGAUGCAGAGGUGGACCAGUGACGUGUUUGUAUCUGCUAUACACAGAGUUCUACUACCUCCCGGGAAUGACUCAAGCACAAGGCAGUCGUUGGCGUUCUUCGUGCAGCCGGAUAACGAUGCCAUCGUUAAGUGUUGUGAUGGCUCAGACAAAUAUCCUCCUGUGAACUCUCUGGAUUAUCUGCUGUCAAGAUUCAACCUCAGUUAUGGCAAGAAAUAGAAAUGUACUUCUCCUUACAGUACAUGCGCUUGCAGUCCUGUGUAGAAUGUCACACACCAGAGGCCGCAAUAACGCCCUUCUUCCAUCAGCGUGUCUACAUUCACAUUAAUAUAAUCGUAUUGAUUUGAUCUGAAGUGGGCUUCAAUUUUUUGAUUCAUUGAAAUGUGUCUUGUUUAAUGUCCAAGCUGUGAAAUUUGACUAAUUGUGUAAUUUCUUUUAAUUAGACACCUUCAAUGAUUUAUAGAAUUCAUUUUUAUAGAUUUGUCUGUCCUUAAUUAAAAGUAACAAAAUAAUUAGUACUCAGGGAAUUUGUAUAGACAAAUGAUUUUUAGCCUAAAUAAAAAAAUAACUCUUUAUAUACUUUAUAAUUGAGAGUUGUUUUCUAAUCUUGUAAU